This is a messenger RNA of Quercus lobata, 3447 nucleotides long. RefSeq names its product receptor-like protein 13. The coding region runs from base 131 to 3346 and encodes 1071 amino acids. The record is from RefSeq and is a predicted model, not a curated record. NCBI's taxonomy places the organism in Eukaryota, Viridiplantae, Streptophyta, Magnoliopsida, Fagales, Fagaceae. Gene Ontology annotation, molecular function: protein binding. The transcript has 8 exons.
CAACCUUGACUAGCCAACCCAUAAGGAAUCUUCGUUCUACUUUUCUCCACGGCCAUUGACUUGACUUGAUACUCCAAACUAAUAUAUAAACUAGUCUAGCAAAAAAUUAGAGUAUUACUACAUAUUCACAAUGGGACGGUCCUUGGUGAAGUGCUUAUUGUGGGGUUUGAUAGUUCUAGUUCAUCUUCAUGGCCACAGAGGUUGCUUUGAAGAAGAGAGGAUGGGUCUGUUAGAAAUCAAGGAGGAAUUUGCGAGGUCCACCCCCAAUGCGACCAUCAGAGAUCAUCUUCCCCCUUCACUUGCACGGGCCUAUAUUCUCCCUUCAUGGGUCGAUGACUACAAGAGUGAGUGUUGUGAGUGGGAGAGAGUCACCUGCAACUCCACCACCGGUCACGUGACCCAUCUCUCUCUCCAGAAUAUCUGGGAAUUCGAUACUGAAGGACCGUAUUAUUAUUUCCUUUACACUUCCGAUUUCAAAGAUAUGGUCUGGUUUCUAAACGUUUCUUUAUUUGAGAGUUUGAAGGAGUUAAGAAGUCUUGAUUUAUCUUAUAAUGCAAUUGGUGGUUGGAUUGAGCAUAAAGGUUCUGAAAGUUUACUGAGAUUGAACAAGCUGGAGAGUUUAGAUCUUGAUGCUAACAAUUUCAAUCGGAGUAUCAUACAAUCAUUGAGGUUACUUACGUCACUUAAAAGUCUGAAUCUUUCUAAAAAUGCAUUGGAGGGAUCCCUGCCUACCAAAGAACUUUCGGUUUUCGAAGACUUGGAGAUGUUGGAUUUAAGCAGCAAUGAAUUCAAUGGCUCCCUAACAGUUCAAGAUUUCAAAAUUUUGUCGAAGCUAAGCAAGUUGAAGCACCUAGACCUCGGUGGCAAUCAUUUCGACAAAGGGAUUUUAAGAUCUUUGGGUGCACUGUCAGCGCUUACAUCCUUGAAAUUGGAUUAUAAUCAAAUGGAGGGCCCCCUUUAUGACCAAGAUCUUGCUAAUCUAAGAAGCUUGGAGGUCCUUAAUUUAGGAGAUAAUAAUUUCAAUGGUUCCUUGCCAAAAUAUCUUGCUAAUCUAAGAAGCUUGGAGGUCCUUAAUUUAGGAGGCAAUAAUUUCAAUGGUUCCUUGCCAAAAUAUCUUGCUAAUCUAAGAAGCUUGGAGGUCCUUAAUUUAGGAGGCAAUAAUUUCAAUGGUUCCUUGCCAAAAUGUUUAUGUGGACUCAAAAAACUUGAAGAGUUAGAUCUUCGCGGGAAUUCUUUUGAAGGGACCCUUCCAUCUUGCCUAUACAAUUUGACAUCUCUUCAACAGUUAGAUCUCAAUGGGAAUCAGUUCCGAGGAAACAUUUCAUCUUUGAUAGUUGACCUUACAUCCCUUAAGUAUGUUGAUCUCAGUUAUAACCUUUUUGAGGGUUUAUCAUUCAGCUUAUUUGCUAAUCAUUCCAAGCUUGAGUCAUUUCAAUUUAGAUGUGAUAACGAGAAGGUCGAGAUAGAAAUUGAAAAUUCAGAUUGGGUACCCUUAUUUAACUUGGAGUCUUUAGUGAUAUCUAACUGUUCUCUGAAUAAGCUAUCCCAUCAACUUCCGACAUUUCUCUUUCACCAGCAUAGCUUGAGAAAACUUGAUCUUUCACACAAUGGGUUGAAAGGACCGUUUCCUGAUUGGUUGUUUAGAAACAAUACUAGGCUAAAAUCUGCCUUUCUUAACCAUAACUCUUUCACGGGUCAUUUUCAUUUGUCGCAGUGUCUUAACUCUACUUAUGCGAUAGAUGUGUCAAACAAUCAGCUCAAUGGAAAGCUUCAACGAAAUAUUGGGGAGAUCCUACCAAAUAUACAGUACCUACAGUUAUUCAAUAAUUCUUUCACAGGUUAUCUCCCAUCCUCAUUUGGUAAUAUGAGUCUCUUGGACACACUCGACGUGUCCCUUAACAACUUCUCCGGAGAAGUACCAAAGGACUUAUUUGUCGGUUGCUCCAGGUUGUUGAUCUUGGUGUUAUCCAAUAAUUAUUUUGACGGCCAUUUAGAUUGGGUACCUUUAUCUAACUUAACUUGGCUAUCUAUUUUAAAAAUAAAUCAUAAUCAGUUCUCCGGAGCUAUGCCAAAUGAAUUACCCAAUUUCGUGAAUAUUGCUAUCUUGGAUGUUAGCAACAACAAAAUGUCGGGUAGGAUUCCUACUUGGAUAUGCAAUUUAACAUCUUUUGGUGGUAUUCUCAUGCAAAAUAAUAAUUUUGAAGGUCAAAUUCCAUGUGAAACAAUUACAUCUGAGUUUUUGGACCUUUCUCAUAACCUCCUUCACGGAUCUUUACCUUUGUGGUCAAGCACUCGGUUAAAACAUUUACAUUUGGAAGAGAACAGCUUUUCAGGAUCAAUACCAGAAGCAUUUCUCAAUAUGUCGGAGCUUCGGACAUUGGAUAUCAGUGAUAAUAAAUUGUCAGGCAGCAUUCCCAGUGCCAUCAGUAAAACUUCCAACUUAAGAAUUUUGUUGCUGGGAGGAAAUCAUUUGAGUGGCAAUAUUUCAACACAGUUAUGUCAACUGACCAAUAUAACUUUAAUGGAUCUUUCAAGAAACUUAUUUUUCGGGACAAUACCUCAUUGUUUUGGACACACACUAUCUUUUGGUACUUUUGAAGCACGAUAUUUGCAAUGGGCUUCUGGAUUUGGUACUUCCUUCGAUGGUACUGGCGAUCUUUUUUAUUACCUAGAUGUGGAAAUUAACUUUGUUACCAAAUAUAGGCUUAGCUCUUACAAGGAUGACAUUCUUACUUACAUGUCAGGUUUGGAUUUAUCUUGUAACAAUCUAACAGGUGAAAUCCCACUUGAACUUGGACAGCUACAAGGAAUUCAUGCACUAAACUUAUCUCACAAUCAAUUAACAGGUUCCAUUCCAAAAUCUUUCUCAGGCUUGACUAAAGUAGAGAGUUUGGAUCUUUCUCACAAUAGAUUGAGUGGAGAAAUUCCUCCAAAAUUGAUUGAGCUUACCUUUUUGGAGGUGUUCAGUGUUGCUUAUAAUAACUUAUCAGGUAGGACCCCAGAUAUGAAAGCCCAAUUUGGAACUUUUGAUGCAAGCAGUUAUGAUGGAAAUCCAUUUCUUUGUGGACUGCCAUUGGAGAAAAAUUGCACCAAGAGAUAUGAUUCUCCAACGCCAAUGCAUUCCUCAGAUGUAAGUGAUGAGAAAUGGUACAAAGUUGAUCAAACGGUGUUCUUCACUAGCUUUUCGGUAACUUACAUCAUGUUUUGCCUGGGAGUAAUUACUAUUCUUUAUAUCAACACUCAUUGGCAACUGUGGUGCUACAAUUUGGUUGAGGAUUGCAUGUAUUCUUGUUAUUUUUCUAUUGCAAUUACUCUACGUAAGUUAUCAGCCUAUUUGUAUAAUUAGCUAAGGUUGCUUCCUCAAUAUUUGUGAACUUUUAUUGUAACGAAUUUUAUAUCUAUGUUGAUGAAUGAUGGACUGAGAGCUUAAGAAGCAGAAUCAAUUGC